AUGGCGGGAAAUUAAGCACCACGUCGUGACCGACAGUGAUCCCUCAAACUUGUAUCGAUAAUGCCGUUUUUUUCUUCUUUCUUUUGCUUUAGCGAUUACGUCUUGACUUCGUUUAUAAGUUUACUCGGUAAAAACUAGUGCAGCUUGUCGUGACGUGUGGGUCAGCGUGAACGUUGUCUCAAACCAGUUUUAAUUGAGUGACAAACAAGCAAAUAGUUUGGCCGUAAUACCAGUUGCAACGAAUAUGACGAGUUUGCAGGAGAUAAUCGUCAUUCUGAGCGAUUUGAAGCAAAGCUUAAUUGCAUUUCAUGGAGUCAAUCCUGUUUAUCCACCACCCAACAAGAGUGAAACAAUGGCACGAGUUGAAGAAUACAUCAAACUAGUUGUGGCUGCCAUAAGUCGAGGGGACUGGCCUUUGCAGCUACCAAUUCAUGGCAGUGACAAGAUGAUGACUUGGAAAGCCGCCAAUCAACGACGUAAAUGUUUGUUACUCUUCCAUCUGCUCGCCAAAUCACAUGCACUUUUACGCACCAAUACCACAUCUACCAAACGUGACAUCUAUUAUGAAGACGUUUCGUUAUGGGGUAACCAACCGGUGCUGGACAGCACAGUAACCCAGAUGACAAGACUGCUGAAUAUUCCGCGACGCUGUCUCAAUAUCGGUGCCACUUCGAAAGGUUUGGUGGCAGGUUCUCUGAACUUUCUCGAUGGAGAUGGCAAGCUCGUUGAUUGCCAAUCGCCAACUGGGAUUUUGAUACCGAACGACGUGGAAAAACUUUCUCAAUUCCGAAGCAAAGCUUUCCACAUCUUGCUAGUUGAGAAAGACAGCACGUUCCAGAAAUUGAUUGACGAUAAGAUCGAAUCCUUCAUCGGCGAAUGUAUUCUCAUCACGGGAAAAGGUUAUCCGGAUGUCAACACUCGUCGUUUCCUGCGUCGCUUGUGGGACGAGUUGCAACUACCCGCGUUGGCUUUGGUGGAUGCAGAUCCGCACGGAAUUUCCAUCCUCGCUGUUUAUCGAUUCGGAAGUCAAAAUUUAGAAGAUAUUGAACAUUUGUCGACUCCCCAACUGAGAUUUAUCGGCCUCCAGCCAAGCGAUAUUGAGCCUUUACACAUCCCUGACGAAGCUAAGUUGCCACUAACUCAACGCGAUCGAUCGCUCAUCGACUCACUGACCCAACGUCCUUCCGUAACCGAAAAUCAACUUCUCCACGAACAGCUGACUGUAUUGCGCCGAUUGAAUUGCAAGGUUGAAAUCCAGGGUCUGACGAAAAUCCACCCGCAGUUUCUCUCUCGUACCUACUUACCGGCCAAGAUCCAGUCCAAGUCUUGGAUUUAGAAAGAAAACCGUAAACCGACAUACAUUUUUUGUUCCUCCCCUCUUCAGUUUUUACUGUUCCAAAGAUAAAUAAAAGAGACGUCGUCAUUUCUGAGAUUUACAUCUGCCAUUCAACGGCGUCUUUAUCGACCGCAGUGAUUGACAUGGCAGCAAUAACGCCGAAAGCAAUAAAAACAAACUUAAUCAAACAGAGUAUGGAUGGUUGAUGUACGAGCACGAGCCUGACGUACACUCGUAAAACGCAACCCUUUUUUUUUUUUGGUUGUUGUUGUCUACAUACUAGCCCAACGUAGCAGUGGGAGGCUAUUACUUGGUCGAACAUUAACAUCCAAAGAGAUUUGUUUCUCGAUUUAAGGCGAUUGUGAUCUUGGGCCAACAGAAAAGAUAUUACGGGCGGAAGGCAGACAUCUCUCUCCCUUUUUGUUUCCGUAAGAAUAGAAAUAGGGAGGCGAGGAGUUUCGUGGCCCUUUGGUGCGUAUUUCCAUUGUUCCAGUCGAUAGAGGACGUUCAAGUGGACAACUAGUGAGAACAAAAAAAUGAAAGGGGGGAGGACUACUGCCACUCGAUCCAAAGUUCCCAUAGUGUGUUCAUCCCUACUAUUCCAUAAACAUCAAAAAAUAGAUGUACGGAGGAAGGACGAGUUAUCCUUCAUAGAGGAAAAGGAAAAAGAAUUUCCUUUUGGUCGUCGGAUAAGAAUCUCGGUAGGAAUUGGCCCUUUUUUUUUUUGUCCUUCGGCAGGAAUCCAUCCGCACGUUAAGCUAUACACUUCUAUAAUAAUCCUGCUUUUGCCCUUUCCGCAAAAAGAAAUAUUCUUUUACUUCAGUCAGAGCUCACUGCGAUCCUGCUUGUUUAUCUUUUAUCAGCUGCAACGCCCAUUCGAGUAGACACACACACACACGCGUAUUAUAAUAUAAUUCCUAUCGAUUGGGAUGACUUGUUUAGCUGAGUGAGUGUAGUUACUAAAUAAGAGGAUACAUCGAGUCUUCCGGCCUGAGUCUGCAGAUAUUUUUGGGUGGCAUCCUUUGAAAUAGGGAGCCUCCCCUGCGGUGCCAUUAAAUAUUCAUCAUUAUUGCAAGUUUCCAAGACCGUAAUGGUUUCCCUUUUUAUUUUGCGCAUCAACUGUAUAGGACGAAGAGCAGAACUUGUUGGUGACAUUAAAAUAAUGCGCCUCUCUGGUUUUUUUUAGAUCCCUUUUUGAUUGCCUCUUCCGCCUUAAAUUGUCGGAAAACGUCAGUUAUUGAGAUUUAUAGUGCCUUUUAUUUUUUUCUAACGUUCUCCUCGCGAUUGGUAUCCUUCAUCGUUUAUUCAAAGAUGCCCAUUUCGUAUGUAACGCUAGCGGAGCGACUAAAUGAAUAACUAAGACUUUGAGUGCCACUGCAUGUUUCAUGGAAAUGAGGUGAUAUACUUGUCACGGCUGUCCAUUCUGUGAAACUGAAGGAAAAGGACGAGCAAUAUUUGUAUAUGUAUGAAACUGUUGGCACACGGGGAGGGGGCGACGCUUGCGCCGUUGCUUACAAAGAAAAGGACGUAAGGCUAAACAGAAGGGGCCAACUCACGAAGACUCGGUGCGCAACGGGACACUAUAUACGUAGCCUUCAGUUUCGGCUUCCAGUUGAGAAAGGAAGCUGAGCCGCGUGCAGCACCAUGAGAUCUCUAGUUUCUUGUUACUAUCGUUUAAAUCGACGGUUACUCGUAAGAUAGUUUGGCUUCUAGCGGACGUGAUGUGAAACUUUUAUACGGGAAGUAAGGGAGGGGGGAGGGGAGGACAUUCGCGGUGGCCGAGUGUCAACAGACACAACGAAUAGCGUCUGUCAAUCGUUAACACGUACAGGAGGCCCGGAAUCAACAAGUGAUUGCUAGACACCAGAGAUUCUGCUAUUUGUUGAAGAAGGAAAUAAGUUAGUGAUUUGCAGACCGACAACCGAGUUUAUUGGUUGAUCGAUCGGCCGAAUCGAUUACCGGACGAGACCAGUCAACAGCUGUGCAGUAAAACUGUUUCUCGCGCUGUGUUGCAAUUGUUGUAUCGCAUGUCUGCCAAGAAAAGCGGCUGCGUUUCUACAUUCGUGGGGUAUGUAAACACGUAACAUCAUUUAUUAUACGUUUCUAUUAUUAGCGCCGCGCAUUUCUUAAUGAAAAGAAUAAUGGCUGGGUCAAUUAUUUAAAUUGAAUGGUAAUAUGAGAUUGGCUUCCGUAAGAUGAAAACCUAGACACAGGAACUUGCUAAAUGAAUUUUCCACCGUCUGAUGUCAUAAUAUCAUAACGUUUCAUUAUUUCCCCCCCCCGCAUUCUUUUAGACUUUAUAUUGACAAAGUUCGCACGUAAAUGGUGGACUAUCCUCUA
Daphnia magna is the source of this 3676-nucleotide messenger RNA. RefSeq names its product meiotic recombination protein SPO11 (gene mei-W68). Gene Ontology annotation, biological process: meiotic DNA double-strand break formation; reciprocal meiotic recombination; meiotic DNA double-strand break processing. The record is from RefSeq and is a predicted model, not a curated record. Gene Ontology annotation, molecular function: DNA binding; DNA topoisomerase type II (double strand cut, ATP-hydrolyzing) activity; ATP binding. NCBI's taxonomy places the organism in Eukaryota, Metazoa, Arthropoda, Branchiopoda, Diplostraca, Daphniidae. Gene Ontology annotation, cellular component: nuclear chromosome. The transcript is spliced from 7 exons. The coding region runs from base 245 to 1336 and encodes 363 amino acids.